Molecule: messenger RNA, 1626 nt
Organism: Mycena indigotica
Lineage: Eukaryota; Fungi; Basidiomycota; Agaricomycetes; Agaricales; Mycenaceae
Product: Dimethylaniline monooxygenase
Exons: 11
Coding region: 1-1626 (541 amino acids)
Molecular function (GO): flavin adenine dinucleotide binding; N,N-dimethylaniline monooxygenase activity; NADP binding
Source: RefSeq, a predicted model, not a curated record
AUGGUCUUGUUCCACGACUACUACCCUCUACUCCUUCUGGCUCUCCCAGCCACUCACGCGCGUCAGGCCGCUUUUUCGCUGGCUGAUGAGCACUGGACGCCGCUGCACGCAAUACGCACUGUCGCUGUCGUUGGCGCGGGACCGGCCGGUCUGCAAGCUGCGGUAGCGCUACAAGAGAAUGGCCUCUCUGUACGGCUUUUCGAGCGCGCGCCAGCGCCCGGCGGUAAUUGGUUCUUCUCCGAGCAGCUGCCUGCGAGGGAGAAGUAUCCAAGCAACUCAGGCGAUCCGAUGGAUGAGGAGGCUGAAACCCCACGUCCAACAACAGUCGAAUACGUAGAUGGCGAUGAUGGAAAAACGUUGGAGGAGCGCUGGCGUGAGCAUUGGGCGCCGCGGCCAGUAUGGAAGGACAUGCGCAUUAAUGCGCCCACGGCGGUGACUAAGCUGCCAGAUGUAAACUACCCACCUGGGACCCCUUGGGAAGCCUUAGUACACGAUCUGCAGCGUCAUGUCCGGGCUUACGCCUCGCUUCACGGCCUGAAUGUGCUGGACGCUCCGAAUGUCACGUCCUACUCCACUCUCGUUGAGGGGCUGAACAAAGUCGGCGAUAGUUGGAAGCUUACCUUGCGGCGCAUGCAGCCAUUCUCUGGCACUGUAUAUGCGUCGCGGCUACGUGUGGAUGUGUGGGAGGAGUCCUUCGACGCUGUGGUUGUUGCGGUUGGUCACUUCCCCAAGCCAUAUAUCCCCGACAUCCCUGGCAUACAUGAAUGGAGCCGAGUGCGGAUGGCGGAUGGUCGGUGGCCACUUUACCAUGCGCAAUCUUUCCGACACCCCGAGCGCUAUGCAAAUAAGACCGUGCUUAUUGUCGGGUCUUCCGUCUCUGCGACUGGAAUUGCGCGGGAGAUUGCCCCGUAUGUUUCGCGUCUUUGUGUUAGUGCACGGCGUAAUCCAAAUCGCGAAUUCUACGACCUCAACAUCGUGCUUGCAUGGCCCGAAAAUACUGAGAAGCUUGGCGAGCUGCUGGAGUUUAUGUCCUUUGACACUGACGCACUGCCGGAGACCCUUGUCGGAGGCAAAAUCCGUGUUCGGGAGUGGGGCGGAGCAGGGGAGACCAUCUUGGAGGGCAUCGACGAAGUAAUCCUGGCCACGGGAUACCGGCGAGAGACGUUUGUCCCCCACUUAGUCGACCCGGUCACUUUCAGCAAUCUCCACUGGACGGGACACUACAUCCAUGACCCGACACUGGCGUAUGCGCAUGCUGUUCGCCCGUGGACCCAUGGCCGCUACCAAUCGCUCGGCUUUGCUCGGGUCUGGCGAGACCCCCCGACCGCGCGGCUCCCGAGCCAACGGCAGAUGUGGGAAGACUAUGUCCAGGCAAAGUGGCAGUUCGGCGCGCCGCUGGAUAUCUUUCCGCAGGAAGCGAUGGUGCGCAAGUAUCUCGCGUGGCUAAACGCCGAGGCUCUCGAGCUUGGCGGCCCAAUGGUCGAACCGUUGCCCACUGAAGCUCGGGAGGUAUAUGCGUACUAUACAUCGCGCCGUUGGCGCAAGGACUUCAUAGAUCACGAUGAUUUCGUCCGGUUUGACGAGCUUCCGCAGCGGGAGUGGCCAAAGCCGGGGCCGCCCUUGUAA